AUGCACAACGACGCAGCAGGUGAUGCGGUACGUGAAGGCGGCAAUAAGACUUGGUACGAAUUGGAACGGUAUCUGCGCGAUGAACCCAAGUUGCAGUCAUACAAAAAGAUUCAUGAACUCGACACAGCAUGGGAUCUGCUGUCGGCGCCGGCGCGCAUCUUCGAGGAACUSAAAAUCAAAGAACAAAACCUCGACUCAGUCUCCACAACGUCUUCAGUGUCCUCGACAUGUUCGGGCAUGUCAUGGGAUAGCAGCGGCACGCAGGCCUUGAGUUGUUCGGUGGUAGUCAAACAAGAGCGCAUCGAUGACGACGAGGAUGAGUUGCACUCAGAUAGCUGCGAGGAGAAGUACACCGCUUCUGCGUUGGCCACUUCACUGGGCAAUGCCGCCGCCACUUCGCUAGCGUACUCGCCAUGCGGCUCCACAUCGAGCACGCCGACGCCGAUCGUUGGCACCAUCAAUGCGGCACAAAUUGGCACGAGCCUAUCGGCGGUGUCGGAGAAGGGUAUCAAAUUGCGUGUGAUCGCUACAAAGGCGCACAAUAAGGGAGUUAGCAGUCGUGCCAAUAGCAUUAAUGUGAGCAUCAGUAGUGGCCAUAAUAGCAACAAUCAAAGUAGCAACAACAGCAACGGUAGUGGCAGCAGUAGUAGUAGCAGCCCGCAGGAUUAUAUAUUGCCGACCUUAACACCGCCAUCAUCACCCGAAUCGAUACGAACCAGCAUCACAAACAAUACGCAACAACAACAGAGGCAGCAGCAACAAAUCGAUGCUAGUACUAUGAGUGCUACCGAACUGGCUACACUUAUACAACAGCAACAGCAGCAGCAACAACAACAGCGCAUCGGUCAGUCGCAAUAUUCCGCUGCAACGCCAACUUCUACCGCCAUACUACGCUUCUCCAGCGCCGUUACGACACUGGUCAAUAGCGGUAAGAAUCCUACUCUGACGUCGACUACAGUUCCUCUAUUACAACAGCAACAGCAAAACCUGCAACAACAACAACAACAACAACAACAACAACAGUCGCACUUAAGUAUACAAACUGCCAGCGCCGGCACAAAUACCGAGCCGCAUCCGCCGUCAGUAGCCCAGUCACAGCCAUCAACAUUGUCUUCGUCGUCAGCCUCGUCUACGGUCCACUCCAACAUUCCGCGCAGCACCAUCGUUCGUCUGACAUCGGCGAAUGGCACAAAGAGUGGAGCCAUUAGUUUGGCGCGUGUCAUACAAAUGCAGAAUAGCGGCAGCGGAAGUGUGGCMGCAGCGAUGUUGAAYGCGUCAGCCACAUCCAAACAGCAGCAACAACAAAUGCAACAACAUGUGAUGAAUAUGGCGGUGACAGCAGCGCAGAUUGCCCAGCGCGGCACACAGCUGCAAAAUCCGCAAGUAACCACAUUGACUACCAAGACCCACCAGCGACACGAUCACAGUCCAGAUGCCAAGCGUCGGAUACACAAGUGCCAAUUUUUGGGUUGCAAAAAAGUAUAUACCAAAAGCUCACAUCUCAAAGCACAUCAGAGAACGCAUACCGGCGAAAAACCGUACAAAUGCUCCUGGGAGGGGUGUGAAUGGCGCUUCGCACGCAGCGACGAGUUGACGCGUCAUUACCGCAAACACACGGGCGCCAAACCUUUCAAAUGCCGCAACUGUGAUCGCUGCUUCUCGAGAUCGGACCACUUGGCGUUGCAUAUGAAGCGCCACAUGUAAAAACARUUUACAACAAACAACAAAUGAAGCAACAACUGAGUAAACAUGACGCAUGAAGUGAGCAAACUGAAAAUGUAUCGUCAAAAAACAGCAAAAGUGCAAAUGUAUUGAGACUAGCUGACAAGCAGUACAUAUGUAGCAGAGUAACUAGUUUAAAGCAAAAAAAAAAAAAAAGAAUAAA
This is a messenger RNA of Bactrocera latifrons, 1885 nucleotides long. RefSeq names its product Krueppel-like factor luna. Gene Ontology annotation, molecular function: DNA-binding transcription factor activity, RNA polymerase II-specific; RNA polymerase II cis-regulatory region sequence-specific DNA binding. Gene Ontology annotation, biological process: regulation of transcription by RNA polymerase II. The record is from RefSeq and is a predicted model, not a curated record. Bases 1 to 1704 code for a protein of 567 amino acids. The transcript is spliced from 4 exons. NCBI's taxonomy places the organism in Eukaryota, Metazoa, Arthropoda, Insecta, Diptera, Tephritidae.